CGAAGAGAAGGAGAAGCCCUAGAACGUUCUUCCGUUGAGAUCGAUGUGAUGUGGCAAACGGGCUUCCGUAAACUACGAGGAGGAAUUACUCUCCUGUUUGCAUUACCGCUUUCUAGGGUUUUAGCGAUCGAUGGAGGCGCGAGGGGAGGCCGCGGCGGAUGACGCGAGCCUGGCGGAGAUUCUAGCCCAUCCAGACAUCUCCGCGCAGCUCCAUCGCCCGGAGGAAUUCUCCAAGUCGCAGCACGGUGGCUCGCACAAGUUCCUGGUGAGCAUCAGCGUUGUUGAUAGCGCCGGGCCAUUGCGAUUCGUGGUGGAUUCGAGCGAUACUGUGGAGAGCGUUAUCCGCCAUGCGCUGCAGGAGUACGAGCACGAAGGCCGCAUCCCGCCGCUGGGAACUGAUCCCAGGCCAUUCGAGCUCUAUUCUGCUCACGACAUCUCGGAAGAUGCUUUGCUUGUACAGCUCUAGAGGAUAAGCUCCGGAUUGGCGAUGCUGCUGGAGUGCGAGACUUUAUCCUUCACAGACGUCCCGAUGGCGAUCGAAUUGCAGCGCAAAAGGAUGAUCACCCAACUUCUUGGAGAUCGAGACUAAUUGCAGCGGUGGCUGCUCACUUUGGCAGCAACAGCAGUGGUGGUGACUCGCAUCGCCCGUGAAUUUGCGACCAAGGCAAGUUUCCAUUUUUUUUUUCUCCUUUUCGUUGCUCUGGAGAUCGAAAGUAACGCUCGGUAGUUUCUCUUCACCUCGCCCGCUGCUGCGAGUCCCUUGCCAUUUUUACAGGCGUUUCCAGCGAGGACGGAUCGAGCGAGCGAUCCACGAUCAAAUGAACGAUUCCCCAAAAUGCGAUCAUCGAUAGAGGCUGUGUGGCUCUGACACAAUCACACACACCCACACACACGAACAGAGAGCAGGCGAUACGAGCCAUUGGUUUCACUUGUCAUAAUAAUACUUUGCUCUUUAAUUUGUUGCUCGUC
This is a messenger RNA of Selaginella moellendorffii, 969 nucleotides long. RefSeq lists its product as uncharacterized. The record is from RefSeq and is a predicted model, not a curated record. The coding region runs from base 131 to 466 and encodes 111 amino acids. The transcript has 3 exons. NCBI's taxonomy places the organism in Eukaryota, Viridiplantae, Streptophyta, Lycopodiopsida, Selaginellales, Selaginellaceae.